Messenger RNA from Meloidogyne enterolobii, 546 nucleotides. The record is from the annotation of a GenBank genome assembly. NCBI's taxonomy places the organism in Eukaryota, Metazoa, Nematoda, Chromadorea, Rhabditida, Meloidogynidae.
CUUUCCAUUCUUAUCAGAAUCACGAAAAAUCACUCACUCUCCACAAAAAAAUGGCAGCAGCAAAACUCAUUUCAUCAUCAUCCACAAUCAACGCUUUAAAUCGUUUUCUACUUCCCCUUACUUUAAUCACAAUAUUCUUCUAUACCUCUUCAGUUCACUCAUUUACAGCAUUGGAAGGAUCAGCAGGAUUAACAGAAAAGGAGAUGGAUGAUAAAAGGGCUAAUAUUCCUGUUCGAAACCCUUAUUCAUGGAUGGCUUUGAUGGAGGGACCACAGCCACUAGAAAAACGUUCAGCCCUUCGACGACCCCAAAACCCUUAUUCAUGGAUGGCUGGUGGAGAACCAAACUCAGAAUGGACAGUAGAAGGCCUUCGACCAUUCUCUGCUGCUGCUAAACGAUUGGUUGUUGCUAGAGCUGGAAUUAGUCGAAAUCCUUAUUCUUGGACUAAUUUUUAAAUUUUUUUUUAAUUUUUUGUGUAAAUAGCAGGUGAGGCUGGUGAAGAGAAGACAUUUUGGACAGCGGAAAGGAACAAAAUUUUUAUAAUCA